AUGAAAGACGUGUAUUUCCCGAGAUUGCACUGGAGAAACGCUUUUUCAAAGCGCAACUGCGCUUUAAAGUCGUCGCCAAUCAGUAAAGUACCCCUUAUGGAAAGCUCAGUUGAGACAAAGAAAAACACAUGCCUGUCGGACAGCGCCAACGACCCUAUAAAAAGGCCCACCCGAACCAUAUACAUAUCUCGAAACGAAGUUAAACACCCUGCGGGCCUAUCUGCAUUCAAGCUGUGCUUUUUGUGCAACGGGAAAAGCGGGGCGUGCAAAAUGUGCAGCUGCCUAAAAGUGUGCGAGCGCAGAGAAAAGCCCCAUCUGGAGGAGGGCUCCUUUGUGUCUGCAAAGCAGGAAAACAGCUCCGACGAGCUGCACAUGGAUGGAAGCGGCAUGUUUGGUGCAGCCUGCCGCCCGCAGCACGAGAAAAGCUCAUUCGUCUUUUGCACGCUGUGCUCGUGCCGCACUGACUGGCCAUUGGUUUCUCUGGAAAGCGAUGUGUAUGUUGUCAAGUUUGCCACGAUAAAAAGCGCCCUUCUUUUCCAUGCGUCGCACAAGUCCCUGCUGUUUAUGUCGUGGGGGCACGAGCCGCAUGAGCAGAGAAUCUUCUACGAAACAGAAAAAGAAAGCAUACAGCUAAGAAUCCUGGAGAAGGCGUUUUCUCUGGAGGAGUCCCACGUGCGGGGCGCUGGGUUUUUGUGCGAGAUUGGGCAGAGCCUGGCGGCGGAGCCAAAAAACAUUCCCUGUAUGGGCACUCAUCUCGAGGCCAGCAAAAUCCGAGACUUUGUGUGCAUGGCAAGCGGAAGAAGCUCAAACGUCACCCUGCAGAUGAAAAUCCGAGAGCUGUCGCAGAAUGACCUUUUGCAGACAAUGUCUUCGCUCUCGCCGCAGGUUUUUUUCUAUCUGGCCAAGCACAAGUAUGGAACCUAUGUUAUCCAACUAAUGAUCAGCAUGAUCAAGGAAGACACGCUUGUUCGGGAAGUCAAGCGGCUGAUGCUGCCGUACUCCACCGGGAUGCUUCUCCACGAAAUAGGAAACUAUGUGAUGCAGGGAAUGAUCAACUUUGACAAGGCCUUUGUUUUCGAGUGUUUUAUGAAGGACUUCAAGAAGAUUGCAAGCAGCAAAAUAGGGUCCCGGGCCUUUAAGAGCUGCAUCAAGCACUUUUACAUGUACCGGCAAACAAUCAUCCAGAUUCUCACGCCAAACUUCAUAGGGUCCAUCCCCACCGACGAGCAGAGAGUUCUUCGCGGGUCUCUGAAGGAUCUUCUGCUUGCGUCCGAAAAGAACGCAUAG
Molecule: messenger RNA, 1287 nt
Organism: Nematocida major
Lineage: Eukaryota; Fungi; Microsporidia
Exons: 1
Coding region: 1-1287 (428 amino acids)
Molecular function (GO): RNA binding
Source: RefSeq, a predicted model, not a curated record